AAAACAAUGAGUGGUAACAAUAACGGAGAGACGGAAUUAAUCGGAACCUGCUGAUGACCAUGCUAACCGUCCGUCCGUGCUACAGAAAUACACAUUUCUCAUGUUCAUCUUAUUCUAUUCUGAGAACAUGAACCGUACAAACAAAGUGACCAACAAGGCGACGAUGAUGAGGACAACCGAGUACGUGUAGCACACACGGAGCUGACUUGUGGGCCAGUCAGUAUUUGUCUUUGAUGUGGUGGUGGUGCGACAAAAUAAUAACGUGCGAAUGUGUGGGAGGGCGUUAAGUGGAAAAAUGUUUAAUCCGUGGGUUCGUUCUGGCAUUAUGCUCACUUUCUGAAUGGACACUUGCCCCAAAAUUUGUUCACUCGCCCCUCAUCCAUCGCGGUGGUGAAAGUCGGAGUAGUUGUAUCUGAUUCAGCGUCUGGUUUGUCUGGCACGGUGCUCCUCUUGCAUGGUUCGUGGUGGUCGUGGUCGUGGAGGGAAUGCAGCUCAAACACACUAAAUCUUCUCUCUCACCUCACACUCAACUCACUCACCUUUCCUCAUCCCAUCACAACGCAUCAACCAAGGGUCGGGGGAGAGAGAAAGCGGCUACAACCCUGCGUCUCCUCUUUCACAAUCCCAGCUAAUUCACUCGCAAGUGUGUCUUCUCCUAACUAACUGACUGACUUACUCCUCGCCUCUGGCUUCCCAGACUCAAGUUGGUUUCCAUUCAGUAAUAAAUAAAUAAUUACAAAAAAUCAUACUCUGAUUUAAAGUAUAAAUCGUACAAUGAGAAGACUUGUAAAAAGAUAAGAUCAAAGUGAGACAAUUUCAGCAGGAGGGAAUCUGCAUGCACGCUAGCUGUCAUGUGUGCCGUGGUUUUCUUGUGGAAUUAUCGAGUGAGCAUGGAAUAAUAGUAAAAAUCAGAGCAACGAGUACCACUACAGUCUCGCACACAUACUUGAACCCCCACUUUCCGUCGAAAUAUCACUUUCCUCCACUUUCACAACCGUGUCUCUUGGUUGCGAGUGAAUAAUAAGGACUCGACUCAAGUAGUGUUCACUUUCUCGCCUUCUUCCCCAUAUCGCCUGGCCUGUUCAUUCACACAAAACUUGAUUCAUUUGAAGAAGGAAGGAACGUUCUGGGGAUUUGUUGACACUUUCGCCCGGUUUCUCAUUUUCCCAGUCCGUUCACAAUCUUUGUGUUCAAUACGUGUAUCAAUGAGCUAUCAAAAUCACUGUCAAUUUCAACAGCAGCCAAUCCUAACUACUAAUUAAUUACAGAAAUAUCAUCAAGUCCUGGACAAUGGGGUCCAUCAGUAGUAAAGCGUGAGUCACAUUCGGAGUCCACAAUAGUUUCCGCCUGGGAGAAGAUAAUGCAAUUAACGACACUGCAUACAUUUGUCACCUUUUUUCUGUCCAGAGUUGUUGUCCAGUGCACAAUAAGUACGCAAUAGUUCCUCCUGCUCCCCUUCCUUCGCUGCCGAGGUGAAGGGGAUGAGGGGAAGCGAAUCUGAUUUCCUGGACGAGAUUCAUCAGUUAGCUGGGCAGGCUGGUAAUGUGGAUGCUGAAAAGACAAGUGAAAGUUGAACGAAUUUCGCCAUGACGUGAGACAUUUGUUGAGAAAUCGUCAUCAGAGUUGGACCGUUUCUUGAGAUGAAAAUAUCUUAAGUGUGAACAGAACGGUUGAAUGUUUUGCUCCGGAGUGACUUUCAGCUGUGUGCGUGGGAUUAAUAAUGAUCGACGUUUUUGGGUGCAUAAAAGCAUUGGUUAAGCUUGAGAGUAUUUGCAUCGACAAUAUCGUAUUUCGGUUGCACUACAAAAUAACCGUGAUCUUACUCAUAACGUUUUCCUUGCUGGUUAACUCAAGACAAUAUUUUGGUGACCCCAUUGAUUGCACAUCGACUAAGGAGCUGGAGAGAGUGAUUGACACGCUACAUCACAUCGGGUACCACUGGAGACCUUAUAUCACUGUGGGUCAGGCUGGAGAUCAACAAGGUUUGGAAGUGCCCUUUCCUGGAGUUCGACCGAAGUUCCCCGGUGACACAGAAAACUAUCAGCGUUACUAUCAAUGGGUCGGCUUCUACAUCUUUUUCCAAGCAUGCACCUUCUUCUUGCCGCGCUACGUGUGGCGCUACUGCUGGGAGGACGGGCGCAUGAAAGCGCUGGUGGCGAAUUUGACGUCUCCCAUCCACACGGACUUUGAGCUGGUUCGGAUGAGGCAGCGGAUCAUUAUCGACUACUUGUACUCGAACGUGGGGACUCACCAAGCCUAUGCCUUCAAGUUUUUCUUCUGUGAAGUGUUGAACUUUCUAAACGUAAUUUUUCAAAUACUCUUGACCGACGCGUUCCUCGGAUAUCAGUUCACGACUUAUGGCUUCGAAGUAAUGACUCAUUUAAGGAUGAGUGAAGAGCCUCCAGAAAAACGGACUGAUCCAAUGUCACGGAUUUUUCCUAAAGUCGCUCAAUGUACGUUCACGACUUUUGGCCAUGCCGGCUCGAAGAACACUUACUCUGCCAUUUGCAUCCUGAGUAUUAACAUUCUCAACGAGAAGAUUUUUAUCGUUGUAUGGUUCUGGUAUUUAAUCCUGGCUGUCAUAACAGGAAGCGGCCUGAUCUUCCGUAUCCUAACAAUAGCCUGUCCUCCUCUUCGAGUCUGGCUGCUGACAAGGAAAUCUCGUGCAGUAGAAUCCUUUGUGUUCACAAAGUUAGCGAACGAACUCAACAUAGGAGACUGGUUUAUCCUCUACCAGGUGGGCAAGAAUUUAGACGAACUUGUAUUCGGAGAGCUGCUGAAAGGACUAGCCCACCGAUUUGGAUCUUUACGGAAAACCAGCGUUUGAUGGUGGGCCCCAGAUAAGUCCUGAUUUCAUGCAAUACAUUUACUAUUAUUAUUCUUAUAACUAAUUAAGUACGUAAAUAAGUAGAGUACAUUCUUAACAUUUUCAACCAAUACUGUACCAAGUGACGACAUAUACUAUGUAAUAGAAUGGUAAAUAUUAUGACAAGACAGAGCCCUUCUACAUUUGUGCAGGCAGUUAUCAGUUCAUGUUAGUCCUUCUGAACCACUUUUUCCGUAUUAUUGUGUUACAUAUAUUCGUGACAUGAUCAACUAUUUAUGUAGAUUACGAUCAAAUGUCUCUUCUCAAACUUUCACUUUUUUCUUUAGCUUACUCUACUUUUUUAGAAACCAAUAAUUGUGCAAUUGGCUUACUUGGUCUUUAUUUGUAUUUAUAGAGUACAAACAAAAAGUACACUAGGGUCAGGAAAUUGUGCAUUUUAUAAAAAUGUGUUAGAGAUAUUGUAGCGUAAUGUAAUAACCCAAUGACUUAUAUUUUUUCAUACGAAUCGUCAGUUCCACUUUGUUCAUCCAAUAAGCCAACUAGUUAACAUUAAUGUGGUCAUUCUAAUUGUAGUUUAAAACACCUUUUUCCCCUGUGUAAAAUUACGAAGGAUUGAAACAGAGGCGAGAUAUCUACUGUUUCAUAGACGAUAAGUGUAUCUAUCAACACGGUGGCCGUUUGUGGGCACCUCGAGUCCGUGGAAUUACUAUUCUCGACCAGGCGACACUGGUAAAAAUAUUAGUCCCGUGCUCAAAAUAAGGAGAGGACGGGAAUAAUCCAGGGUGAAAGUGAUUCUGAUUCAACUCCCAACCCCACCACACACUUCUUCUCGUAUACUUCUGCUGCCGAACUGUUAUUUAUAGUGUUAGAUAAGUAAAAGUAAAGCUACAAUAACUGCCGACCCACCACCACCACCACCGCCGCCACGUAAAACUGACCGCCGCUUGUUCGCAGACUUCCAUUAUUCCCACUAUGUGUUACGAAAGAGGGGAAAUGGUCGGAAGGCUCUCAUGGUGAAACGACUUUUAGCUCACUUUAUUGUCCUCCCGAGUGAAAAGCUUUGUCCAGCAUGGCAAUUUUUAUCUGAAUUGUAAAAUCCCGCUAAAAUUUUUUCAUAUGGUCAAAAAUUACCAAUAACUUUUUAAUGUUCAAUUUUUAAAGCCGAUUCAAUAAUUUUGCAAUAAAAAAUAUUUUAUUGCGUUCUCAUACGAUUUUUUUGUGCUGCUUGGAAUGAGUGCAUUUAUGUAUUUAGAGAGAAUUUUGACCAAUUCCCUUCGGAAGCAAGCAACUCUCGUCAGUCAGUCAGUCAAGUCAACGAAAUUUCUGUAAUAACAAAGGAAACCAAUAAUAAUCUACGCAUUAUAAUUACGCUGCUGGUUGGGUGCUUUUGAGGUAUAUAAAAGUGAACGAUUUGAAUAAGUAAUAAACUUGGCUAUCUUCCAAUACAUAGAGCGAAAAAUA
Folsomia candida is the source of this 4288-nucleotide messenger RNA. Its product is annotated as innexin inx2. Gene Ontology annotation, cellular component: plasma membrane; gap junction. Gene Ontology annotation, molecular function: gap junction channel activity. Bases 1721 to 2827 code for a protein of 368 amino acids. The record is from RefSeq and is a predicted model, not a curated record. Gene Ontology annotation, biological process: phototransduction. The transcript is spliced from 13 exons. Lineage: Eukaryota; Metazoa; Arthropoda; Collembola; Entomobryomorpha; Isotomidae.